Molecule: messenger RNA, 1593 nt
Organism: Didymodactylos carnosus
Lineage: Eukaryota; Metazoa; Rotifera; Eurotatoria; Philodinida; Philodinidae
Source: the annotation of a GenBank genome assembly
AUGAUCGAAAUAGACUUUCAGUCUGAUCCAGUGUCUAAUGGAAACACUAACAAAGAUGAUGAUAAUAAAGAUGAGAUUUAUAUUGACAGUGAUUACGAUGAACAUUAUACAGAAUCUUCUACAUCAUUCUUGGAUUCGUCGGUCAGUCAGCAUCAGUCAUCAACAUCAGCAAAUUCAAAAACAGCUAGUUCAAUGAAACAUUAUCAACCACUAACAAAAACGUUAUCGAAAUAUGCAGAUAAAAUUGAUGUUGGUCCCUAUAUUCCGAAACACUCACAAUUCGAAGAUACCUUACACAAAACGGUCGAUUCAAAUCGUUAUAGAAGUAAAGAUAAACAUGAUCGUGCUACGGUUGAACAGGUACUUGAUCCUCGUACAAGAAUGAUUUUAUUUAAAUUUAUUCAACGUGGUGAAUUACGAGAAAUAAACGGAUGUAUAUCAACGGGUAAAGAAGCCAAUGUUUAUUAUGCAACUCGAGAUGGAAAAAAUGAUUGUGCAAUUAAAAUUUAUAAAACAUCGAUACUCGUAUUUAAAGAUCGUGACAAAUAUGUGACUGGAGAAUAUCGAUUUCGACACGGUUAUUCGAGACAUAAUCCAAGAAAAAUGGUUCGUCUAUGGGCAGAAAAAGAGUACAGAAAUUUGAUUAGAUUACAUCAAAAUGGCAUACCAUGUCCAAAAGCAAUCGAUUUAAAAGAGCAUGUUCUUCUAAUGGAAUUUAUUGGUGAAAAUGGUUGGCCAGCCCCAUUAUUGAAAGAGAUAACAAAUCUUGAAGAAACACAGGCAUACAAAUUAUACAUUGAUCUAAUUGGUUAUAUGCGUAUUAUGUAUGAUAAAUGUAAAUUGGUUCAUGCUGAUUUAAGUGAAUUUAAUAUUUUAUAUCAUUUACAAAAGUUAUUUAUUAUUGAUGUUUCACAAUCAGUUGAACAAUCACAUCCAAAUGCUCUCGAAUUUUUACGAAAAGAUUGUCAUAAUGUUAACGAUUAUUUUCAAAAAAAAUUAGCAAUUAAAACAUUGACAACUAAAGAAUUAUUUGAUUAUAUUACAGAUCCAACAAUUGAUGAUAAUAAUGAACAACAAUAUUUAGACAAAAUACUAUCAAUUGCACAAGAACGUCAGUAUCCAUUACCAGAAGAACAGAUUGUAUCUGACCAAGUGUUUAAAUCCAUCUAUAUUCCACAAACGUUAAUAGAAGUCGUUGAUUAUGAAAAAGACUUUAGACAAUGUAAGACGAAUGGUGAUCAAAAUCUAUCUUAUGCAACGUUGCAUGCAAUGAAAGAUGAUUUAUCAGGUGCACGUUUGAAACCAAAACUAUUAGAAGAAGAAGAGGAAGAAGACGAUGAUAAUACCAAUGAUGAUACAACAUCGUCUUGUUCAACAACGUCUGAUGAUAGUUUUCAAUCAGCAAACGAAGAAUUAACAAAAAAUAAUGUUUCAGGUAUUAUUCGUCCAAGAAAUGAAUCACCAGCCAGUAAAAAAUUACGAAAACAAGCGGUCAAAGAGGAAAAUCGAGAAAAAAGAAAGACAAAAAUUAAAAAACAUAUUAAAAAACGUGCAGAAAAAUUGGGCGGUGAUAGCAGAAAAAGAAGAAAAUAA